CGGCGAGAUGAGUCUGCGAGCUAUUACAUAAUAUCAAACACUAUCCUCAGGGCGCGUUUCUUUCAUACCUUCUCCAAAUCCAGUCUGGUGGUCACUUCCAAUUCAGAGUCACUUGAUGAAGAGUCGCUACUGACUCGAAUAUCGAGCACGGAGCCCUCGUCCUGUAAGCAACCGUUUCGUUGGGUGACAUGUGGGUGGUAACACUUUAGGUCAAAGCUGUACAGCAAGCACGUUCAGACAACAGCUUCACUGAUUCUACAAUCAAUAACGACAGAAGCACUGGAUAUAAAUAUCCACCUGGACCUCAUGGAUGCUGAUUUGGAAUUUUAAGAUGAUCAUCAUAAUAGUCCAAGCCCUGCUAGAAUCAUGAUAUCCACGGGACUGGACACGUUACUGGCAAAUUUGUCAGGCCUCAUAACCGCCAGGCCUCGUACAUCCCCAGGGUAUCAUCUUUGCCAUGACUUUUGGAAAAGGCAUCCCGCUGGAUAGCGCUGCGAUCAUGUCAAUAGUACUUGAAAGCAUAUUAUACGGCUUUUCUGUUCUAAUGUUUAUUGGCACCAUCUGGGCGCUGACCUACAAACGUCACAUGCGGGACGUCAAUCGCCCAAUCGCUGCUGUGGCCGUCCUGCUGUUCACAUUGAGCACUGCGCAUAUGGUCAUAGAUAUUAUUCGGACUGAAGAAGGACUGAUACAAUACCGUGACGAACUUCCAGGCAGGCCGGAUGCGUUCUUCGCAGACAUCUCCCGAGGAACCUUUGUGAUCAACAACGCAAUAGUUGUUUUGCAAACUCUACUCGGCGAUGGGGUGGUGAUUUAUCGUUGUUACGUCGUUUGGCAAACCAUCUGGGUUAUCAUCUUACCCAGCAUGCUGUGGUGCGGUGUUGCAGUGACCGGUGGAUACUCGAUCUACAGCUUUUCGCACACAACUAGCACUUCCGGACACAUCUUCAGCAAAGCGACUCAACAAUGGAUCUCGGCAUUUUCUGGCUUGACAAUUGCGACUAAUUUGUUGAGUUCAGGGUUACUGGCGUACCGCAUCUGGGAAAUCGAACGCAAUGUCGCUAACAGAUGCACUACGAAAAUCACCACGACGAGUAUACUACGGGUGCUCACGCCGAUCAUCUCUAUUGUUUUCUACAUGAUAAUCAUUCGAAUCGCAAUGGGCAAAAAUCACAAGUCGAUGACUGGCAGUGAGACGGAUCGAGGAAACUUGCGGCAUUAUCCUCUGAAGCCUCUGCAGGACCGACCAUCCACAGGCAAGGAGGUGUCUGUGGAAGGGGCAUCUUGCAGCAUGUAAUCGGAUGAUUCACGAAUAAUGACUUCACGUGAAAACUUUGAUAGUAUCAGUAGUGCGAUGUCUGUUUAGAUAACUUAUUGUAUAUAUACCG
This is a messenger RNA of Suillus subalutaceus, 1388 nucleotides long. RefSeq lists its product as uncharacterized. The transcript has 9 exons. The record is from RefSeq and is a predicted model, not a curated record. The coding region runs from base 458 to 1297 and encodes 279 amino acids. NCBI's taxonomy places the organism in Eukaryota, Fungi, Basidiomycota, Agaricomycetes, Boletales, Suillaceae.